Messenger RNA from Impatiens glandulifera, 450 nucleotides. Its product is annotated as cytochrome P450 82A2-like. The transcript is spliced from 2 exons. Bases 1 to 450 code for a protein of 149 amino acids. The record is from RefSeq and is a predicted model, not a curated record. NCBI's taxonomy places the organism in Eukaryota, Viridiplantae, Streptophyta, Magnoliopsida, Ericales, Balsaminaceae. Gene Ontology annotation, biological process: defense response to other organism. Gene Ontology annotation, molecular function: oxidoreductase activity, acting on paired donors, with incorporation or reduction of molecular oxygen; monooxygenase activity; heme binding.
AUGAUUUCCAUUGAUUUUUUUUCCUCACCUGAUCUUGUUAAAUCUUCAAUAGCGGGCUCGUUAUUUAUUUUAGUAUUGUCGACCCUCUAUUAUUUCCUCUUCCUGGGUGGUGCUGGAGCUCAACAUAAGCUUAAUAAAACGCCCGAACCAAGCGGAGCAUGGCCUGUGCUGGGUCACCUCCGUCUUUUCCGAGGUCCCAAACUUUUCCACGUAACAUUGUCUGAGAUGGCCGACAAAUAUGGCCCAAUUUUCAGCAUCCGUCUUGGACUUCGUCGGGCGAUUGUGGUUAGCAAUUGGGAGUUGGCCAAAGAACUGUCCACCACUCACGACCUAGCCGUGGCAUCACGUCCUCAAAUGCUAGCAGCAAAGCACCUGGGGUACAACUAUGCCAUGUUUGCUUUCUCCCCCUACGGGUCGUAUUGGCGUCAGAUUCGAAAAUUGGUGUCUUAG